Messenger RNA from Capra hircus (goat), 5933 nucleotides. RefSeq names its product DEP domain containing 1 (gene DEPDC1). NCBI's taxonomy places the organism in Eukaryota, Metazoa, Chordata, Mammalia, Artiodactyla, Bovidae. The transcript has 12 exons. Gene Ontology annotation, cellular component: nucleus; transcription repressor complex. Gene Ontology annotation, biological process: intracellular signal transduction. The record is from RefSeq and is a predicted model, not a curated record. The coding region runs from base 95 to 2542 and encodes 815 amino acids.
CUGUGUCGCCGCCCGGGAAUCGGGGUCUGAGUGUCGCCUUCCGCUGCCAUCCCGGGCACCGGGCGCUGAGGGACCCUUGGGCCCGGUGGGCGGAAUGGAGAAUCGGGAUGUGCCUCCAGGCCCUUAUCGGGCCACUAAGCUGUGGAAUGAAAUUACCACGUCUUUUCGAGUGGGAAUGCCCCUAAGAAAACAUAGGCAACACUUCAAAAAAUAUGGCAACUGUUUUACAGCAGGAGAAGCAGUGGACUGGCUUUAUGACUUAUUAAGAACUAAUAGUAAUUUUGGUCCUGAAGUUACAAGGCAACAGACUAUCCAGCUAUUGAGAAAAUUUCUUAAGAAUCAUGUAAUUGAAGAUAUCAAAGGCAAAUGGGGGACAGAAAAUCUUGAUGACAACAGUCAGCUAUUCAGAUUUCCUACAAGUUCUCCACUUAAAACUCUUCCACGAAGGCAUCCAGAAUUGAGAAAAAACAGCAUAGAGAAUUUUUCCAAAGAUAAAGAUAGUAUUUUUAAAUUGCGAAACUUAUCUCGAAGAACUCCCAAAAAACAUGGACUACAUUUCUCUCAGGAAAAUGCAGAGAAAAUGAACUGUGAAAUAAUUGAUGAAGAUCAAGAAAAUUUCGCUGAAAACAGAGAAAUAAGCCAGAAAGAAGUUGAAGAAGUUUGGAGAUAUGUUAUUCUGAUAUACCUGCAAACCGUUCUAGGUGUAUCCUCCCUAGAAGAAGUCAUAAAUCCCAAACAAGUAAUUCCUCAGUAUAUAAUGUACAACAUGACCAAUACAAGUAAACAUGGAGUAGUUAUACUGCAAGACAAAUCAGAUGAUCUUCCUCACUGGGUACUAUCUGCCAUGAAGUGCCUAGCAAAUUGGCCAAGAAGUAAUGACAUGAAUAAUCCAACUUAUAUUGGAUUUGAGCGAGAUGUAUUCAGAACAAUUGCAGAUUAUUUUCUAGAUCUCCCUGAACCUCUACUUACCUUUGAAUAUUAUGAAUUAUUUGUAAACAUUUUGGUUGUUUGUGGCUACGUCACAGUUUCAGAUAGACCCAGUGGGAUACAUAAAAUCCAAGAUGAUCCACAGUCUUCAAAAAUUCUUCAUUUAAACAAUCUGAAUUCCUUCAAAUCAACUGAGUGUCUUCUUCUCAGUCUUCUUCAUAAAGACAAAACAAAAGAAGAAUCAGAUACUACUGAGAGACUGCAGAUAAGUGAUCAAGGAUUUCAAGAAAAAUAUGCUAAGAAAAUGCAGCUAGUUAAUUUUAAAAACAGAAGAGCCAGUGCUAAUGACAUAAUGGGAGGAAGUUGUCAUAAUUUAGUAGGCUUAAGUAGAAUGCAUGUUCUAUCCUCUAACAUCAAACCAAGGUGCUAUUCAUUAGAAGGAAUUGUAGAUUUACCAGGGAGUUCAAAUAAAGAGGUCUCCAGUGUCUUCCAUCAAUCUGUUCUGAACAUAGAAGGACAAAAUAAUAAGCAAUCUUUAGAAUCUGAGACCAAACAGGAAUCCCUGAUGAAUCUUCAUUCAGAGGAACGUAUUCAAAAGCCAUUCUCUGUUGGUUAUAAGAGAACCUCUACUUUGACCAUUCAAGACCAAGAGGAGUUAUAUAAUGGAAAGUGCAAACCAAAACAGCUUUGUAGAUCUCAGAGUUUACUUUUAAGAAGUAGUACAAAAAGGAAUAGUUAUAUUAAUAUGCCAGUGGCUGAAAUUAUCAUGAAACCAAAUCUUGGACAAGGCAGCACCAGUGUGCAAACAGCUAUGGAAGGUGAACUCGGAGAGUCUAGUACCACAAUCAAUAAAAGACUCUGCAAAAGCACAGUAGAACUUUCAGAAAACUCUUUACCUCCAGCUUCUUCUAUGUUGACUGGCACACAAAGUUUGCUGCAACCUCAUUUAGAGAGGGUUGCCAUCGAUGCACUGCAGUUAUGUUGUUUGUUACUUCCCCCACCAAAUCGUAGAAAGCUUCAACUUUUAAUGCGCAUGAUUUCUCGAAUGAGUCAAAAUGUUGAUAUGCCCCAACUUCAUGAUGCAAUGGGUACAAGAUCACUGAUGAUACACACUUUUUCUCGGAGUGUGUUACGCUGUGCUGAAGAAGUAGAUCUUGAUGAGCUUCUUGCUGCAAGAUUAGUAUCUUUCUUGAUGGAUCAUCAACAGGAAAUUCUUCAAGUGCCUUCUUACCUGCAGGCUGCAGUAGAGAAACAUCUUGACUACUUAAGAAAGGGCCAUGUAUGUAUUAUUAAAAAUCCUGGAGAUGGAGUGAUUGCUCCUCUGCCAACGUAUUCAUACUGUAAGCAGAUCAGUCCUCAGGAGUUUGAUGAACAGAAAGUUUCUACCUCUCAAGCUGCAAUUGCAGAACUUUUAGAGAAUAUUAUUAAAAAUAAGAGUUUGCCUCUAAAGGAGAAAAGGAGAAAACUAAAACAGUUUCAGAAGGAAUAUCCCUUAAUAUAUCAGAAAAGAUUUCCAACCUCUGAAAGUGAAGCAGUACUUUUCGGUGACAAACCUACAAUCAAGCAACCAAUGCUAUUUUUAAGAAAACCAAAGUUUCGUAGUUUAAGAUACUAAUUGAAUUGAAAAUUAUGUACUACUUCUAGAACUUUGGUAAGUGAAGCCAUAUGUAAGAAUUCAGGUACUAAAAAGGAAGUCUAUUUAUUAAUAAAGUUGUUUGGUUUUUUUUAAUAAAACAUUAUAUAAGGAGGUGCCAAAUAGUUUUUAUCAUUGUGAAGCUGCUGAGAAACUAGUAGACCUUAACUGAGAGCAAAUAACAGUAGAUGAUACCAGGUAUUUUAACCAGAAAUGAUCUGUUGUUUUUUAUACAGCUAUCUGGAAAAUUUAUCAUGAUGUGUGCUAAAACUAUAUUUACUUGAAUUUUGAAAACUGACAUUUGCUCAUCAAGAUUAAGCUGUAAUUCUGUUUAAAAAAAAAAACUUAUCUGCACAUGCUUAUGGAUGUCACUUAAAGAACUAGUUGUUUUAGUUGUUUAUAAUUACUUUUGUUUCUAAGUGUAAGAAUGUGAAGAAUAUUUGGAAACUUGAUGAAUUAAUUUUCAUCUACUAAAUAUUGCACUCAUAUAUUCUUUUUCUACUUUUGAUCUAUUUAUGUAUCUAUGUGGUUUUAAAAUAUGUAUAUAUAAGACUUUGGUUUGCCUUUAAUGUUUACCCCAACUGCUUCAGACAUUCAUUUUUUUCCAGUAAAUAUCUUUUGCAUUCUAAUUGUCAGGAAUCCCCAAGAAGGUAGAGAUAUGAAAGAAGUAGAAAGCAGUCAUAUAUUCAUUUAAAAGAUAUUUAUUUAGCAACUGCUAUAUGCCUUUCAUUCUUCAAGAUGUGGGGAGAAAAUGAUGAAUAAAACGGAAAACCUCUUCCCCUAAAAUAUUUUCUAAUCAAGGAAAAUAUACCUAUUAUAUAUUUAAAAUAAUAGUACACCCCCUGAAAUCAAGUCAUGAGGAUUCAUUCCUACUGAAGACUAGCCUUUUUAAUGAUGAAACAGUUCUCUACUGCUGCUGCUGCUACUGCUAAGUCGCUUUAGUCGUGUCCGACUCUGUGCGACCCCAUAGACGGCAGCCCAUUAGGCUCCCCCGUCCCUGGGAUUCUCCAGGCAAGAACACUGGAGAGGGUUGCCAUUUCCUUCUCCAAUGCAUGAAAGUGAAAAGUGAAACUAGUGUUUUUUAAAUUGGUGCAUAUUAGAAGCACCAGGAGAGUUUUAAAAUAAAAAAUGCUCAGGCCCUACCUUAUAUUAAUUAAAUCAAAAUUUUAACGGAUAGCAUAUAGGCCUCAGUAUUUUUUAAACUCUCCAGGUGAAUCCAGUAUUCAGCCAACUUUGAGAAUCAGUGCCCUGAAUACUUUGCAUAAAUAAAAUGUCAAACUGGGAUCACAUUGGCUUUAUUAUUUCAUGGAAGAAAAUCCCAAGUGUAAGUUCCUGUCAUCUUAAUAGAAGGUUCUCCAAAUUUCUGCUUGACCAACAGUACAAACUUGAAGCAAUUUUUCUUCUCAAUUUUUCUGAAGAUUAUUUAAUAUCUAUUUGGUAAGUGUAAAGAUAUACAUACUGACUGGGAUGUAAUAGACGCUUAUUGUUCAAUGACUGUUUUGAUUUCUCAGUGUAAUGUCAUACAGUAAAAUGACAAUGUUCCAUUUGAGAUUAUUAUUUUUAUUAAAAAUAGGAACAGAAAAUAAUAUAUCUUUUGCCCAGAAACCUUAGCUAAAAAUAUUGAACCAAAUUAGAAUUCUUCCCAAGGUGUUUGUAGACUCAAAAAUUUGUUUAAAGGUGUGUACUAGUGUGAAUUAUGUUGUGUAUUGUGAUAAAAACUAUUGUGGGUUUUGUAACAAUUUAAUUUUAUAUUUAUUGAUUGAUAUUAAGUAUAUAAAUACUAUAAAGGCAUAGUAAACUUUCAUUUCCAUUAGUGUGCAUUCAAUUGAGGUUAAAGAGUACAUGAUAUAACACUUUAAUAAUGUGAACUCUGAAGUCAGAUUUGAAUCAUACUGUGCUGUUUACUGUGUAACCACAGACAAGUUGUUUAACUUCUCUAAAUCCCAGUUUUCUCUUAUCUGUAUGAUAAAAAUUAUAAUAGUACAUGUCUAUUAGGAUGUGAGCAUUAAAUACAAUAAUGCAUGACAGGAGUGUUUAGCACAGUAUCUAGCAUAAAAUAGGCACUCUAAAAUAUUAGAAAUUAAUACUAGAAACACCUAGAAUUAUAGCACUAGAAGAGAUUGUAGGAAAAAAUAGAGUCCUCUCAAUUGCUUUGAGCAGAAGGGAAGGAACCAAAACAAAAUUGUGAACAAUUUCUUGUUAAACUUAUUUGUAGUGUGUGUCUUAUUAAACUAUUUUUAGUUAUGAAAGAAAGCUUCUGAUUGUACAUACUAGUUGAAAAUAUUUGGUCUAGUAUAAAGAGAAAGAAAACGUUAAUGUCUUCAGAAGCAAUCAUUGAAUAUGUGAAAGCAUACAGGAUACAUUACACAAGUAGAAUGCUUAGCCUUUGACUGGAAUGUGCACAGAUACCAUUGUAUCAGGGGGAAAAAAGAGUCUUUAAUUUCAAAUAUUGAUGGGUUGGUUUGAUGUUAAAUGCUUAUAGAAAAGAUUUUAAAAUUAAAAAAAUAAAAAACUAAAAAAAAAAAAUUAAAUAAAAAAAUUUAAAAAAAAGAAAAGAAAGUUUCUUCUAAUACUUUUACUUUCUUGGGAAAAAAUAAUCAAAAUCAGCCCUUGAAAGUAAAGCAUUUGGGGGAAGAUGUUGCAAAUUUCAGGGAAGAGGAUAUGAAAUGGUCUAGCAAAUCUGUUGGAACACAUAGGAAAUUUUAUUUCUGAUGCCAAAAGUUAUCGCCACCAAGCAUUCCCACUAGCUUCUGCUAAUUGCUGUCAUUUAGUGAUCCACACUUCUCAUAUACUAUCUAGUUAAUCUAUACUCAGUAGUGGAAAGUACAAAGAAUUUCCUACUGACUAGCUUUCUGUCCUUGGAAAGUCUAAACUCUUAGUUUCCUCAUCCAUAAAAUAUGAAUAAUAACAUCUACUUAACCAAGUUGUAAGGAUAAUUAAAAGAGGCAAUGUAAUGUAUUUAAAUCUUGAACUUAUUAGCAAGCCUAAGCUCAAUUUCUAGGUCCUUUCCUCUUAUAUUGAAUUUAAUAAAGUUUCUGCUGAUUGAAACUUUCCUUCCAAUCUCUGUCCUCAUAUCUCACAAUAUAUUUUCUGUUCUCUUCUAUCAGUGGUGAUAUUUUUACUUCAUGUUUGGAAGAAUUAAAAAUAGUUCCAGAAUUUUAUAUACCUGCAGCCUGUUGCCUCUCCAACAGAUAUAUCUCCCUUUGAUUUUGAAGGUAAAGCACAUGUGUGUGCAUGUGGUAUUACUGUUGAAACUUCUAGAAGAGAAAUGAAGGAUUGUGGUUUUAACAUUAAACUCUAAAUUUAAGGAAAUAAAGUCAGUUCACUGGAAUAAAAUUCACAGUUCUAAAUACAAUAAAGUAUACCAACUUUA